Messenger RNA from Dromiciops gliroides (monito del monte), 2126 nucleotides. Its product is annotated as E3 ubiquitin-protein ligase RNF168-like. Gene Ontology annotation, biological process: double-strand break repair. NCBI's taxonomy places the organism in Eukaryota, Metazoa, Chordata, Mammalia, Microbiotheria, Microbiotheriidae. Gene Ontology annotation, molecular function: nucleosome binding; ubiquitin-protein transferase activity; metal ion binding. Gene Ontology annotation, cellular component: nucleus; site of double-strand break. Bases 52 to 1668 code for a protein of 538 amino acids. The record is from RefSeq and is a predicted model, not a curated record. The transcript has a single exon.
AGGCGACUGUCCAGGGCGCCCGAGGCUCCUGGAAUUGGGAGCCCCGUCGGAAUGGCCACGUCCUCGGAGGCCUCGCUCGUGCUCUCUGACUGCUUCUGCCCCAUCUGCACCGAGAUCCUGAUGGAGCCCGUGAGCCUCCCGUGCGGCCACACGCUGUGCCACUCGUGCUUCCAGCAGACCGUGCAGAAGGCCAGCCUGAACUGCCCCUUCUGCCGCCGUCGGGUGUCCUCGUGGGCCCGCGCCCAGGCCCGCAACAACACGCUGAUCAAUCUGGAACUGUGGGAAAGGAUCGAGAAACAGUACCUGCGGAAGGGCGGGCUCGCCGGCGCGGCCGGGAGGGGCGGGGGCCAGGAGCGGGAGGCGGAGCUCCCGCCCCUCAGGCUCAGUGAGCCCGGGGAGCUGAGACGCGAGUAUGAGGAGGAGCUGAACAAGGUGAAGGCGGAGAGGCGGGCACGCGCAGAAGAGGAGGCGCGCGUCAGUGCCGAGUACAUAAGCCGGCUGUUGGCUGAGGAGGAGGAAGAGGAAAGCAAGCGGGAGCACGAAGAGGAGGUUUUCCCGAGGCCGGGACCAGAGGAAGACGGGAAGCAGAAACUGCAGCUAGGGCAAAAAGAGAACCAGGAGGAGGAAAUGGAUGAAAAGGCAGAGCAAGAGGAGGUUCAGACUACGGAGAAGGGGAAGAAGCCCAGGUGUGAGCUGGAGGCUAGGCAAACCUUGGCUGGGGAGAGGCCAAAAGACCGGCUGAAAAUAGACAAAGAGCUGGCCCAAGAAAUAAGCAUCAGUCUUAAAGCUCUGAAAUGUGUCUUGAAUUCCCUUUUUGCUGCCAACUCAUCUAACCUUGCCCCUGGCAGGUCACCAAAGAAAACCGAGAACAAACUGAACAAUACUAGAGACAUUCACAAGUGCAUGCCACCCAAGUCCCUGCUUACCUCCCCAGCACUACAGAAUGAACUUGGCAAGGCAAAAGGCAAGGGAUCCUACAAGUCUAAGGAGGUCAGCCUUGGUAAAGGACAGAGCCCCAGGUGGCAGGGGAAAAGAAGAAACUGGCCAACUUUAUCUACACAAGCCUUCUGUCAAAUUGAGAGCAUUGAUGCAAGAGCCUCUCUGAAAGAGGAGUUGGAAUCGUAUCUCAGAAGAGAAAGUAAGCCAGGAACAAGUGGUGAGGAUAAAACUAUAAGGCAUUGUAAUGUUUCAAAUCGCAAACUGCCCAAAACCAUAUUUUUCUGCCCUAGGGAAGCUGUAGCUAAGCCUUUGGGGAAAUCGGAGAAUGAACCCACAGCUGAGAUGAAAAAUGAUGGUACUAGUCUGUUGGUGAAAAAAGAAAUUCCCCGAAGGAAAAAUCUGGAAUCUCUGUCUGAAUCCCUCAGUGAUUCAGGCUUCUCUUCCAAGAAAACGAAAAUGUGCCCAGAAACCCCCUCAGAGAAAGAGGAAAGAAAAAGUACCUUUACCCAAAAACUGAUAGAUUUAGAGCACUUAUUUUUUGAGAGGCAUAAACAAGAGGAAGAAGAUAGAUUAUUCGCAUUACAGCUUCAGGGAGAAAUUAAUAAAGAACAGGAGAGGCUGAAUCUGAGAAAGAGGACCCGAGAUGAAUACCUCCUUCGCCCUAGAGUCUCCUUAAAUCCAGAUAAAGGAAGAAGGAUUUGCAGCAAAAGUUCAAAGAAAAAAAACUGAAGCAGCAGUUUCAGAGACUCCAAGGGGUUCAAAAUAUGAAUAGUGGCCAUCUUUUAAAAUCUAGUUGAAACUUUCAGCUAAUGAUAAAGGAGAAAAGGUAACAAAAUGACCAGAAUGCCCCUUCUCAUUGCCUAGUUAAUUCACACCAAAAAAAUGAACUUUUCAGAUCUUGGAAUAAGCUGCAAAAUAAGGAAUAUGGGAAAGGAAUAAGGAGUAAAACUUGAUUGUAAUGCUCUCCUAUUCCAUAAUAUCCUUGUAGUUAGGUUUUGUUUUUGUUUGUGUUUUUGGUGCAUUUUAUUCACUGAAGGUGCCUGUUUUCAGUAGUAGUUCAAGUUGGGAGGCUAUCAGAGAAAAGCUCUUCAGGUGCCAUUACAAAUGUUUGUCUUCUGAUAGAACUCUGGAGGUGUACAAUACGGUUGCUUUUUUUAUAUUAGCAGUAACCAGGGUACACUGAGGUG